AUGGCUACCCCUAGUGUCCUAGCUUUUGACGCUGAGGGUCGCGCCAUUGAUUUUGAGGUCUGGUUAGACGACCUGCAGCUGUUCUUACAGUGCGACAGGGCUGACGACCUUUCUCUCUUUGACCUCACCUCUGGCGCCUCUCCUGCCCCUGCUGCUGAUGCUGAUCCCGCUGUCCGCUCUAAGUGGGCCACCCGCGAUGCUGCUGCACGUCUUGCUGUGCGUCGCCACCUCCCUACCUCUGAGCGUGCGCACUUCAGUCAGUACAAGAGUGCUCAGACCUUGUACGACGCUGUAGUUGCGCGCUACUCCUCCCCUGCCACUGCUGCACUGAGCCGUCUCAUGCUUCCCUACCUCUUUCCUGACCUCUCUGCCUUUCCCACUGUCGCUGACCUCAUUACGCACCUCCGCACUAGUGACACUCGCUACCGCGCCGCCCUUCCUGCUGAGUUCUGCGCUAAGAACCCCCCCCCCAUGUACAUCGCUCUCUACUACGUAGUCGCACGCCUCCCUGACUCCCUUCGCGUCGUCAGGGACCACUUUCUCGCAGUCUGUCCCACCACUCUCACCGUCGACCUCCUCGAGAAGGCCCUCCUUGCAGCGGAGAAGAGCAUAGUCGCUGUAGGUGCUUCUCGUGGUGACCCUCGCACCCCCAUCUUUGAGGGGUGCUCUCCUUCCCCCUUGCUGCCCUCUGUUGCCUCUGCUGCUGCUGCCGACCUGCUUGGUCUUGAGUCGGUCGGCGCGGCGUCUGCCCCUAGUGGGAGACGUCGCUCCAGCAAGGGCAAGGGGGGCAAGGGCGCGGGUGGAGCUGGAGGGGGCGGUGGCGGUGGCGGCGGUGGCGGCGGAGGGAGUGGGGGUGGCGGCGGGGCUAGUGGCGGGGGUGGUGGUGGUGGUGGCGGCAGCAGCGGCGGAGACGGUGGUGGUGGUGCCAGCGGUGGUGGUGGAGGCAGCGGCGGAGGUGGAGGCGGCGGAGGUGGAGGCAGUGGAGGCGGCAGCGGAGGAGGCAGUAGUGGUGGAGGAGGUGGAGCUGGUCGGGGUGGUACCCAGCAGCGUAGCGGCGGUGGUGGUGGCCAGCGCUCGCACCGGCAGCAGCAGCAGCGCUCGCGGGACAUCCCUUCGCCUCAGCAGCUUCGUGAGUGGUACGCUGGGCGUCAGAGGGGUGGGGGUACUGGUCCCUGCACCUACGUUCUUCGUUCCGGCGACCGCGCGGGUGAGCAGUGUGGGGGUGCCCACGCCACCCAGCGCUGCUUUGGCCGCCUGACGGACGCUUGGCGUCAGCAGUUCCCUGGGGCUAGUGAGAUCCCUCGCUGGGAUGAGCUUCUCAGGGCUGGUGUAGCGAUCUUUGAUCUUGAUUUUGAUGCUAUCCUUACUGCUAUGUAUGUUGUGGAUUAUAGUGAGGAGAAUGAGGGUUACCGGUGUUUUCAGCCCGACCCGGGCAUUGGUACUGCUGCGCUAGGUGCUUGUGAGGCUGCUGCUCUAGGUGCCAGUGCGUCUGCGCUCUCAGGUACUGGUGAGACUGCGCUCUCAGGUACUGAGUCGUCCUCGUCCUCCCUCACUUUCACACUUGACUCCGGAGCUUCUCGCUCCUUCUUUCGAGACCGCACUACCCUUUCGCCGCUCGCCAGGCCGGUUGCGGUCUCCCUUGCUGACCCCUCUGGGGGUCCUGUCCUGUCUCACUUCUCCACUGUCCUCCCGUGUCCGGCUGCCCCUUCGGGCACCCUGUCGGGUCUGUACCUUCCCUCGUUCUCUACGAACUUGGUGAGUGGAGCGGACCUGCAGGAUGGGGGUGUUCACCAGUUCACUCCUGCGCGUCAGAGGGUGACCCACUGCACGGAGGCUCGCACAGGCCGACACCUGGCCACGUUCUCACGUGGCUGCGUCGGGUCAGGUACUUGCUGCUGCGUCCCGGUCAGGUCCUGA
Molecule: messenger RNA, 1917 nt
Organism: Closterium sp. NIES-65
Lineage: Eukaryota; Viridiplantae; Streptophyta; Zygnematophyceae; Desmidiales; Closteriaceae
Source: the annotation of a GenBank genome assembly